Alligator mississippiensis (American alligator) is the source of this 1465-nucleotide messenger RNA. It is a transcript of the gene CEP19, whose product is annotated as centrosomal protein 19. Gene Ontology annotation, cellular component: ciliary basal body; centriole; centrosome. The coding region runs from base 208 to 699 and encodes 163 amino acids. The transcript is spliced from 3 exons. Lineage: Eukaryota; Metazoa; Chordata; Crocodylia; Alligatoridae. Gene Ontology annotation, biological process: trans-Golgi to periciliary membrane compartment transport; microtubule anchoring at centrosome. The record is from RefSeq and is a predicted model, not a curated record.
UGGUAACCGAGGGUGGUGGCGGCGCCAGGGUCUGUGUCCGGGGCUGCUCCGCUCUGUGCGUGUGCGCGUACGUGUGCGCCGCCUGCGGGCCGCGGGGCGCCUGGGGCCGCGGGGUGAGGAGCGCGACUUCAGCACGGCAUGCUGAAACAUCCACCUUAGCAGAGCUCUCUAAGGUUUUACUUGAAUCAGCUGGAAGCAAGAGCUGAGAUGACCUGCACAGCAAAGAAAUGCGGCAUCCACUUUCAGCCCCCAUCCAUUAUCCUCAUCUACGAAGACCAGAACCAGGAGAAAACUCGCAAGCGCAUCAUGCCAAUCCGAAACUUCUCCAAGUUCUCAGAUUGCAGCAGAGCUGCAGAACAACUGAAGAAUAACCCUCGGCAUAAGGCCUACCUGGAAAGUGUCUCAUUGCGGCAGCUGCAGAAAUUAUACAGUUUGCUGAAAGGACACUUGAAGGGACAGAGUUUGGCCCAGAGUUUAGAACAGGUUCAGAGGGAAGAAGCCAUUGACCCAGAAGAGGACAUGAACAAGCUGGAUGACAAGGAGCUGGCCAAAAGGAAAAGCAUCAUGGAUGAGCUGUUUGAAAAGAAUAGGAAGAAGAAGGAUGACCCAGAUUUCGUCUACAAUGUUGAGGUUGUGUUCCCACAGGAUGAACAGGUGGAAUCCUGUGGCUGGGACGCAGAGUCAGAUGAAGGGUUCUGACAAUGGACAAGGCUGCUUAGAUGGACAUUGUGUUCAGAGAGAGCCAAAUUACUUUAUCUAUUACUGUAUCAACCAGCAAAGCUAUUUAUAAAAUACAUCAGCGGUAUACUUUAUAUUUGCAAUUACAAAAUCAGUGCCAAUGAUGUUUAAGCAGUUUGGUGCUUAAGACUGGUUAAAUGGUGUUUAGGUGAAGCUUGAUGAAAGAGACAUUGAGAAGAUAUGAAUUAUUUAUAUUUCUAAAGAGAAUCUGUGGAUUUGUAACUAUAAAGUGAAAUGAUUUAAAAUCUCUUAUUUUUUGUUCAUAUUUCAGUCAACUUUAGCAAGGAAACUAGACCGAUCAGUUUUACUUCUUUAUAUUCAGUUUCACUUUGGUCUUUAUAAUAUUACAGUUGUAAAUCUUUACAUUUGGCUCAGAAGGAAACAAGCAGCCUCUUUUGCACAUAUACACUAUUUAUUAUUACUGGUGUGUUUAUGUAAUUUAAUCUCUGCUCUGUGGACAAAUCAAUAUUGCCAUGCAAACCUUAUUUCCAGAUUUCCUGAGCUGUAUUUAAAUCUAUAACCUCAGUUUUGUAUUACUGUAUAUUUUUUGUAUUCAAGACACAAAAUAUUUGAAAAGCAUGUUAAUCUUGAAAGUACUGUUGGAAAUGUGGUGCUUGAGAGUUUAUACAAAGAGAAUGAUUUGCUCCCCUCGCCUGCCCAGUGACGCACUCUGGAGAAAUGAUCACCAGCUAGCUCUGCAGCAAUCUGCCUUAAAUUGUCUUUCUCA